AUGUUUCCGAGUUACUUGUUAGAAUUGAAACUGCAGGACGAGAGGUUCAAACGCGCCUCGGCAAUGUCAGACUCGCCGAACUGGUUGGUUUGGAGCCUGGGCGAGUACGGCCGCGUGAUCCAUCCUCCGCUGGUGCUCCUUCUGUGCAUCUCCGGCGCCCUCGGGCACCUCGUCACAAUCACGACGCUUUCGUCGAUGCUCAACCCCACCAACAUGUUCCUAAUUUCCAUGUCCUGGUCAGUUUGUUUUUUUUUUUGAGAAAGCGUGAGGCAUUCCACAGUUAUAUUCCUUCUGUAGAUUGGCUUUUUUGUGUCUUUCAACGUUUUCAGGAAAACAGAACAUUGUUUGAUUUAGUCGCAGUCCAAAUACAUAAAUCCCAAGAAAAGGUCAAGAUUAUUACACUAAAACUGGAUAGCUGACUGGUUUUUGAUCUGUUUGCCGAAAAAAGGGCUGAAAUUUAUUUGAGCUCGGAGUUAUGUUUGCAAUGAAUUAUUCACAUGCAUCCAUGUCUGGUAUCGGAUUUCUCACCGUUUUCACCUUGGAAAAUUGCUUAAAACCGACACAGCGGUUAUUGAAAAGAGAAGUGGUCCAAUCAAAUUUCCCGAGUUAGAAUGUCCCUUUGGAGGGCAGAAAAAGCAGCCGUUUGGAAUAUUAUUGGAUUAAGAGCGGCAAUGAGGGCCUCAAUUCAGUUACACGCGUUCAAAAAAUCUAUUCGCUCAGAAAAUUAUGCUUUGAAAAGGAUUUUGUGCAAAAGAUCAAAGAAAAAACUUCAAUUACUUUUUUUUUUGGUUUCGUAUCUAUGAGAAAAAAAAUGCUCGCACUAAUCUUAUCAUGAUUCUCAGCAGCGACGGUGGAUCUCUGGAAAAAAAGUGCUGGAAACGCGUGAAACAAGCGAUUUUUCACUAACUUUUCCAGGUAUCAAGGAAAUUUCGCGUGCAAGACGCAAGAACGUCCGGUCGUAGACUUCCUCGUAGCUCAUCCGAGUAGAAACAAAAUGCACACACGAGUCCAGAGACAGCCGUUUAUAUUCCACCCCAUUUGCCUUUUUUUUUCCUUCCAAUGGCUUGAGAAGCAGCCGAUUUGGCACGGUCGGUUGCAGAUGGACCCACGACAAAGAACCUCGGCGACUUUUUGUUUUGGCAAAAGUCGGUAAACUGUCCCGAGAACGGCUUUUAAACAACAUUUUAACGUUCUCUCAGGCAGAAAAAAAAGCUUUCUUUUCGAUUUGAACACUGAACGGGAACUCCCUCGUAGAUCAUAGGUCCAUAAUCCAAUUCAAACAUCAACAAAGGCUAAAAAAAAAAGUAAACAAGACUUUUUAAGGCUUCCAACAAACAACAAAAAUUAGUAUACACGGAUUUAUUUGCAAUCGCUAAGCCUUAAUUUCACGAUCAAUUAACAGCAACAAAGACCCAGUAUAUUUUUUUGGAAUAGAAAAAAACGCUAAAUUUAAUCACACAGAAAUUUUUUACAAUAAUUGUUACGAGGCUAUUUGAAGUCUUUUUUUUCCAAAAUUUUUAUCUUUUCAUAGAAUGGAAUUCACAUUUAUGAUAUGUGCAUAGUUCAAUGAGAAACCUGACACUUUCCAUUUUCAGCUUUCUUUUCGAACCUUUGUUACCAAACAAAAGUUCAUCGAAAAAAAAAACUCAGACAAGAGCUCAAAGCGCUUUCCAAGUCGCCUUAUUCUUUAUUCUCUACAGCUAAGGGUUUUCUCACAUAGAAAAAGCAGUUUCUGCGCUUUUUGUCUUCUUUUUGUGUGGAAAAAGGCGACGAGACCUUUAGACGUGCUCCUCUCGAAAAGAGCAUCUCGUGGCUCUUCUCUAUGGCCUCCAGAAUGAAAUAUUUUGACUCCAUUUUUCAUUUUUUGAUCCGAAGAAAGGCAAUAAAUAACUUUUGCGAAAAGAUAUUGAGAAAAAAUAGCCGCGCAAUCAUCGGUUCAAAUCUCGUUUUAUUUUCCCCCUGCCGACCAUUGUUUUCCUUUCGGUCGUACUUAUCUCGGAAGAAUUAUAGAGCUUCUUUUCGAUUCCAGCAAAGUGCUUCUUAUAAAUUUGUCGCUUUGGCUGCGACCAGGAUUAACCAAGUUAAAUAUUUUAACAGAAGUCUUCGGACAUAGGUGAAUGAUGUUCAUUACAGUUUUAUCAGGCUGGAAAAAAAAACGAUGAGCCAUUUCAAAAGAAAGUAGCGAGGGUUCAGGGUGACGAUUUGAGAAGAACCGGUCGGUUCUAAGUAUACUAGACCUUCAAAGAUACACCGAAAAGACAGAGAGUCUUCUUUUUGGUUCUGCGGCUUUGAAGGCAGUUCAGACACUCCAUCGGGGUCAAAGUAGUGUGGACUUUUUUUUUCAAUUUAAUCCGAUCACUCUCUCACCAGAGAUAUCAUCCCUCUGGUGCGCUAUUCUCCACUUUUAUUUGUUUUUUAAAUUGAGACAUGAACACUGUCAAACUCUGGUGCUGUUAUUUGGCGUGAACCCAACAAAAAAAAAAUUUGAAACGUUUUAUUCGAUGAUUUGGCAUGUUUGUAGUCUUUAAAGCUCCGGCCACCGUCAGGAAAGCGUUGGAACCUUUUAGGGUACUGAUUUAACGAACAAAGCACAAAAUCUGAACAUUUUGAAAAUAGAGCCAAACUUGUGUCAUUCGAAAAUUCAUACCGAAAAUGCGACCACAGACGCAAUUUUUCGCUCUUUCUUUUCUAACAAAUGUUUCUUGUGCAAAUACAGAGUUGAUAUAGCUGAGUUAAAUAUCAAACGAUGCAAAAGAAAACGCUUUUUCCAUGAAAAAAAAACUUUUCCUGAAAAUGUUAUUUUAUCAGAAAAUUACCAACGAACUAACAAAUGACGUUAUUUUUUAUCAACCAAAUAGAACACAUUUUUUUGAAAGAUAGGAUAUCAGAAAUAUGGAAGAAAUGAAGGAAACGGAGUUUCAGCAGUCAACUGGCGCUGUGCGUCAACUUUCUCUAUUCAACGUUCUUCAAGUGGGUAUCGGACGAGCUGUGUCAGCCGCUGUUCUUCUCCUACCACAUGGCCAAGACGAUGCACGUCUCCGUCACGCUCUCUGUCCUCGUCCACAUGUCUGGGGUAGGGCCAGAUUUUUCACUUUUGAAUGAGCUCGGAACUCCAAAUUUAGAGUAAACGAGUAAGGAACGCCAACUCCUUUGUAUCUGUAUUGAAAUAAAACUGCUUCUAGUGGUUCUUGCUCUGGGUGGAAACCUGAAAAUGGAGAAUCCAUAAAUGUCUUUUGUUUUUGUUUUCUCGCAUCAAAGACAGCCUUUCGAGUUUCAACCUUUUUUUCUAUUGUUCAAAUGUCUGGCAAAACUUUUAUAAAAAAAAACUUUGAAAAAUAUCAGAUUUUAGUCUGUGAAAGAUGAGUCAAAUUCGGUACCAUGAGAGGGAUACUUACGGAAUUAUCUCUCACAACCAACAGAAUAAAUGAAUCUGCAGGUGUUCCACGUGGUGGCCAUUUCGGUCAUCCGUUUCCGGUCGCUCACGCAGCUCGCCAGCGUCAACUCAAACGUGCCCUGGUUUACUUAUCAGGUAACCUCAUGACCAGCAAAAAAGAUUUUUCGAAGCUAUUCUUUCAUAAUGAAAUUUUUCAGAAGUGUCGAUUUUCGAUAGCAGGGAUAUAUGCUUUGGUUUUACUGCUUGGCAUUCCAUUGUAUUUCACUUCAGAAGUCAGACAAGUGAGUCGUAGCUUAAAUAGUAUCCAUUGUGGCAAAUAAAAUGAGAUUUUUGAAACAAUUCGGAGCCCACCACGGUCAUAAGAGACUUGGCGCCAUUAAAAAACCCUUUUCCCGAAGUUCCUAAUUGCGACUUUGACAACUUUUGCCUCCAGACUCAAUCAAAGAGAAGCUCCUCAUUAGAAAAGUUCUUUCAGAACAACCUAAAUAGGCGAGUACAGGAAAUUCUGAAUUGGGUUAUUACUAAUUUUCUUUGCUUCUAGGUAUCUCACUAAUUGCCAUUUUUAAUGAAUUGGAUACUUACAGAAAACCCAAUUAAGAUCAAUUGGCGUUUUUCAAAAACUGUUUUUUUGAACACCGCAUUCAAAAGCAUGAGAUAUUUAUGAAAACGUGUAGAAAAUAAAAUAGUAUAAACUAAGCUGAAAUCCCUUCAAAUCACUUCAAAAUUGAAUCUUUCUAUUUCUCUAAACUUUUUUGAACCACAUUGAAUGAUAUCUAGGUUCCUGAAAACGAAGGCUGCGCCGUCCGGUUUCCCUCUCUCAAGAAUCGGACCUCAUAUCAACUGGCCUUCUCUUCGUUCCCCUACUUGCAGACUCUCAACUUCUGGCUUUUUCAUCUUUGCUCCAAGAUCAUCCCAUCCGUAAGGAACUUUCACACACGAUUCCUUCAAGCUUAAAACAGUCAUUUUGGAGACGAAUUCGAGUGUAACCCCCAUAGAACCUCACUAUGAUCAUAGUCUGCUUUUAAAUCAGAGCCGUAAUACCAAAUGUUGGUUUUCCUUUGAUUAACAAUAACUUUAGCUUAUCUACGAACAUAACUAAGAAAAAUUCGAUAACGCCUAAAGAAGAAAAAAUUCUGAGCAAAACCCGAAAAACCAAACGAGUCGAUUUCUCCGAUAUUUAAAUGAGACAGAGAUUUUUAGGUCAUUCUUUGCGUGAUGACGUUUUUAAUUCUGGACCAACUGAAAAAGAUCCGACUUUUGAGUGCUCGUUUCGCUAGCGUCGAGCGCGAUAAGCAGUACAACCGGACAACCAAGAUCAUAUUGGUAGGGCUUUUCUCUACUUACAAUCAUGAGUCACAACUUACAGAUAAUCAUGUUCAUUUUCAUCGUCGUCGAGCUGCCCCAAGGCGUUUUGGCGGUUUUGUCCACAAUGACGACGAUCCACCUUCUCAGCGAGUUGGGUAAGACGCCGUCGCAUUGUGAGAGAAGCUUCUCAAUCGUUCGCAGGUGACCUGACAGAGAUGAUGACGUUGCUCACGUCGUGCAUCAUCUUCGGACUGUUUUGCUCGAUGAACGGCCGCAUCAGAAGCGCCUUCCGAGAGGCACCGUGCAUCCGCUCCACGUGUUGGUUCCUGUCGCCAAUUUGUCCGUCCCAAAGGUUCGUUUCAAAUAUGUUAAUAUUGUUUUCUUUUCAAACUGCUAUUUUCCAUGAGCUUCUUCUAUUUUAAUUUCAGACCUGCUAGAGCAUCUUCGGCUCGCGAUCGCCUCAUUGAACGUCACACGAUAAUCAUUGCCAAUUGCUCAGUUGAUAAAGGAGCUGCCUUAUAA
Caenorhabditis auriculariae is the source of this 5221-nucleotide messenger RNA. NCBI's taxonomy places the organism in Eukaryota, Metazoa, Nematoda, Chromadorea, Rhabditida, Rhabditidae. The record is from the annotation of a GenBank genome assembly.